AAUGGACCACGGAUUCAACAGCUUCGUCUUCGUCUUCUACCGCCAGGUAGCCGCGUCUGUCCUCAUGGUGCCCAUCGCAGUCCUUCUCGAGAGAUGUGAUUUGUUCAAUCUGUGGCAGGAGAAAUGCAAGAUCCAUGUCGUCCGUGUUGCUCUUCAAGAUCUUUGUGUGCGCCUUGAUCGGGAUCACAGUUAGUAGCAACCUGUACAACGUGAGCCUGAAGCUGACGUCGGCGACGGUGGUCGCAGCAUCGACCAACGCCAUACCCGUUAUCACUUUCUGCCUGGCGCUUCUAUUAAGUUGUUGGUGCACACGCAGGAUGGAGGAGGUGAAGCUGAGGAGCGCGUCAGGCAUGGCCAAGCUGACUGGUGUGGCGUUGUGUCUCGCCGGGGUCUUAGUCAUCGCCUUCUACGCCGGGGAGCUGCUGAGCGCCGUCAACCAUCACCAUGCCUUCGGUGCUCCUGCUCCCACCCAUGCUGCCUCUUCCACCGCAGCGGCGAAAACGAUGACGGGAGCCGCGUGGAUCAAGGGGACGUUCAUCACGGUGCUCGCUACCCUGGCGUGGUCCCUGUGGCUCGUCCUGCAGGCCGCCGUGCUCAAGGAGUUCCCGAACAGGAUGCUUGUGAUGGCGACGCAGUGCUUGUUCAGCGUGGUGCAAUCGUUCUUCGCCGCAGUGGUAGCUGAGAGGGACUUGUCGAUGUGGAAGCUCCGGCUAGACGUCGCCUUGCUCGCGGUCCUUUACUCGGGGUUUGUGGUGGCUGGAGUGAACUACUAUCUCCAAGCAUGGUGCAUGGAGAUGAGGGGCCCUGUCUUCCUCGCCGCUUGGACGCCACUCAGCUUUGCCCUAACAGUAUUCUGUUCCUCCUUCUUUCUGGGAGAGAUGGUUCAUCUCGGCAGCAUUGUUGGCGGAAUCCUGUUGUGUGGAGGCCUUUACAGUCUGCUAUGGGGUAAAAGCAGGGAAGCAAAGACCGUGCAGCGCAACAUAGAGGCCUCCACGGCCGAUGGCGAUGCUCAAGAUGAGGUUCACUGCUGGGAACUAGAAGGGGAGAAGGAAAAUGAAGGCAGGGAAGAGCGAGAGAAUGGAGACUUAAGAACAUGUGUUCAACAAGAUUGAGAUCAGUUGUCAGCUAAAUCAGGAAUUGUUCCUGUUUUUGUUAAUUUGUUUCAGUAUAUUUAUGUAUCAAAACAUCACGUGUUCCUUAGAAAACUAUUUUUUUAAAAUCUAAACUCGUAAAGAAAAAGUAUUGUAUGUAAAAUAUAGGUGAUCCGUGCUUUCUCUCUGAUUGCGAAUGUCUUUUUUCUGCAGAGUAAUAAAUUUCAUCUAUCAUUUUUUUUGAAACACAGGCAUAGGAGCGAGAAAAUGUGUGCGGUUGCAUGCCACUACGCCGCUCUCACAACUGUGGCCCACAGUGGCGGAUCCAGGAUUGAUUCAAGUGCGGGGCUACUAAGUUAAGGCUAUAAUUUUUUUUUAAACUAAACAAAAAAUAUAAUUGAUGUUUAAUAUGACACGAGAAUUAAAAUAUAAUUUAAAUAUUUAAGAAAUUUGUAGCCUAAAAAUAAGUUGAUACGAAUUAUAGAAAUACAAUAAUCAAUACGUACCGUUUAUGAGUUGAUACUGCGAGGUAAAUUUAUCUUCCGAGUUCUUAGGCCUUAAAAUGCUUCAAAAUUUGUCCUAAUUGUUUUAGAAUUAGAAGCAUCUUUUUCUGGUUCUUGAUGAUAAAUUUGUCCAUCUUAUUCCUAUAAUCAAAUCAAUUCAAAACUUCAAAUCAAGCAAUUAAGCAAACAAUAGCACACGCAGUCUGCACACGUCUGCACCUUCAUGGCGUAUGCAGUCUGCUCGGCUUCAUGGCUUGCUUGCUUGUCUGCAGUUCGCGCCCGCCCGGCCGUCCCUGCUCGCUGCUCACCUGGACUUGCUUGCUUUGUUUUGCUUUGCUUGUCUGGACUCUGCUUGCUUUGCUUCACGGUUCCAGGAGGCUUCACCUUCACUGCUUUGCUUCACGGUUUCACUGCUUGCUUGCUUUGCUUCACGGAUGGAGGCUAGCCGGCCAGGAGCCUAGGACCUGGAAGGAGCGCCCGCGGCGGUGCUCCGGCCUCCGGGCGCGACACGGCGCGAGGCGAGUGACGGCUACCGGCCAGGAGCCCAGGACCAGGAGGGAGCGCCCGCGGCGCCACGGGCCCACGGCGGUGCUCAGGCCUCCGGCCUACGGGCGUGAGACGGCGCGAGGCGAGUGGCGGCUGCCGGCUACAGGGAAGGCGUAGACGCGUAGUGGCAGGCUGGCGGCUGGACGACGACUGCGUGACCUGAUGGGCUGUGACCGCCUAUUUGCUGUAGCUGGGCCGCGACCGGGGCUGCAGCCUAGGCAGCCCCGGACGUAGAUCCGCCCCUGGUGGCCCAGAAGAACCAAUCCUAACUCAAAUUCCCUUCCAGAUUAAAGGAUACUUUGGAGGAAAUAAACAAAUUCCCCCUUAUCUCCUCUAAUUUCGAUUUCCUCUAAUUUUGAAGAGAAUUUGAGUUUCCUAGCCCUGAUUGGAAUCCAGAUAUAGAGAGGAAAAGAGAGAUAUAGGGUC
Zea mays is the source of this 2566-nucleotide messenger RNA. RefSeq names its product WAT1-related protein At5g64700. Gene Ontology annotation, molecular function: transmembrane transporter activity. The record is from RefSeq and is a predicted model, not a curated record. The coding region runs from base 135 to 1112 and encodes 325 amino acids. Lineage: Eukaryota; Viridiplantae; Streptophyta; Magnoliopsida; Poales; Poaceae. Gene Ontology annotation, cellular component: membrane. The transcript is spliced from 7 exons.